AUGUCCAUGGGCGACGGCCUCGUGAAGUUGGGAGUGCAUUGCGUUACUGGCAAGAAGGUCGCCAUAAAAAUUAUCAAUAGAGAAAAACUUAGCGAAUCCGUAUUAAUGAAGGUCGAACGAGAGAUAGCCAUUAUGAAGCUGAUAGAACAUCCUCACGUACUUGGAUUGUCUGAUGUGUACGAAAACAAGAAAUACUUAUAUCUAGUAUUGGAGCACGUAAGUGGUGGCGAACUUUUUGAUUAUUUAGUUAAAAAAGGGAGAUUGACGCCCAAAGAGGCGAGGAGAUUCUUUAGACAGAUUAUAUCGGCCUUGGAUUUCUGUCACAGCCAUUCGAUAUGUCAUCGCGACCUGAAACCGGAGAAUCUUCUUCUUGAUGAAAGAAACAAUAUCAAGAUAGCUGAUUUUGGUAUGGCAUCUCUUCAGCCGGCUGGAUCCUUGUUGGAAACUUCGUGUGGGAGCCCGCACUACGCUUGCCCGGAAGUUAUAAGGGUAUUUUAG
This is a messenger RNA of Danaus chrysippus (African queen), 498 nucleotides long. The record is from the annotation of a GenBank genome assembly. Lineage: Eukaryota; Metazoa; Arthropoda; Insecta; Lepidoptera; Nymphalidae.